Magnolia sinica is the source of this 3586-nucleotide messenger RNA. RefSeq names its product receptor-like protein EIX2. The transcript has a single exon. Gene Ontology annotation, molecular function: protein binding. The record is from RefSeq and is a predicted model, not a curated record. The coding region runs from base 49 to 3333 and encodes 1094 amino acids. Lineage: Eukaryota; Viridiplantae; Streptophyta; Magnoliopsida; Magnoliales; Magnoliaceae.
AAAUCAGCAAAGAUUCAAUUUCCCUUUUCUAGAGCAGAGAGAAAAGGAAUGGAGAGUUGUUAUUCUCAGCAGAGAAGAUUUCUUAUUUCUGUCUUUGUUUUAAAUGUAUUAAUAUAUUGGGGAGGAUAUUGGAAGGUGAGUGGUUGCUUCGAUUCCGAGAGAAAAGCUCUCACCACCUUUCGGAAGGCUCUCAACGAUUCCUUCAAUAUUCUCUCUUCAUGGGAUGAUGAUGCCUCUGACUGCUGCAAAUGGAGAGGAAUUACCUGCCACAACAUAACUGGGUUUGUUCUUAAACUCGACCUCCAUGUCAAGGACUCCCGCCUCGGACUAGGUGGCAGAAUUGAUCCAGCUCUGGUUCAACUGAAGCAUCUUCAGUUCUUGGACUUGAGCUCGAAUGCUUUUAAUGGCGCACCAAUUCCAGAUUUCCUGGGUUCAAUGAAGGAGUUGAGGCAUUUGAACUUGUCAGAUGCAGGGUUCAGCGGGAGAAUCCCUCGUCAGCUUGGAAACCUCACUAAACUCAUUUCCCUGAAGCUUUCUUCACCUUCUUUGAGUGCCAAAAACCUUUGGUGGUUGACAAGCCUACCUUCUCUCACUUACCUCGACAUGUCUUUUGUGAACCUUUCCAUGGCAAGCCAUGAUUGGGUGCACGUAAUGAACAUGUCUCCUUCCCUCGUUGAGUUGUACCUAUGGAACUGUGGUCUUUCAUAUAUUUCUCCAACUCUUCCUUCUGUUAAUUUCACAUCUGUCCGUGUCCUCGAUCUCAGUGAGAACAACUUCAAUUCUAGCAUUCCAAACUGGAUAGCUAACAUUAGUAGCCUCGUGUCCUUGUAUCUCUCAAAUGACAACUUUCAUGGUGAGGUUCCUUAUGAUCAAUUUUCAAAACUUCCUAACUUGGAAGAGUUGUGGUUGGGAUCAACUGAUGAUAGCCUGAGGGUUGAUUGGUCAGAGUUCCUUGAAGGCAGCUGGAGGAAGCUGAAGAUACUUGAUCUAUCUUUCAGUCAGCUGCAUGGAGGAAUCCCCAACUCUAUUGGGAAUAUUACCUCACUGGUGGAUCUUUAUUUAUCAUUUGGCGAGAAUAUAACAGGUAGCAUUCCAAGAGCCAUAACUAAGCUUAUCAAUUUAGAGAGCCUGUCUUUGUAUGGAUACAAAAUGCAUGCGGCCAUUCCUGAUUGGUUAUCUGAGCUCGAAAAUCUUAAACACCUUGCUUUCAGGGAAUGCAUGCUGACAGGUCCAAUCCCUGCAGCUCUUCUUGGAGGAUUGUCUUCCUUGGAAGAAUUAGAUCUCUCAUGGAAUCAGUUGAAUGGAAAUAUCCCUGCAGCUCUUGGAGGAUUGUCUUCCUUACUGUAUUUAUCUCUCCGUGGGAAUGAGUUGAAUGGGAAUAUCCCUGCAGCUCUUGGAGGAUUGUCUUCCUUGGAAGAAUUAGAUCUCUCAGGGAAUCAGUUGAAUGGGAAUAUCCCUGCAGCUCUUGGAGGAUUGUCUUCCUUGGAAGAAUUAGAUCUCUCAGGGAAUCAGUUGAAUGGGAAUAUCCCUGCAGCUCUUGGAGGAUUGUCUUCCUUGGAAGAAUUAGAUCUCUCAGGGAAUCAGUUGAAUGGGACAAUCCCGACAACUUUAGGACAACUUUCUAACUUGUCUUGGCUUUUACUCUCUUACAACUCCUUGACAGGAAACGUGUCUGAAAGCCUUUUUGAAAACCUCAAAAAGUUGACGGGCUUAACUUUGUCUUCCAAUUCUUUGGUUUUUUAUCCACACUCUGAUUGGGCCCCUCCAUUUCAGCUUUCUUACAUUAACCUAGGAUCAUGUCAUUUGGGUCCUCGAUUUCCUCUCUGGCUACGAACACAAAAAUACGUACAGAAUUUGGAUCUCUCUAACACAACCAUCUCUGGCAUCAUCCCCACCUGGUUUUGGGAUUUAACACCCCAACUUUUUGAAUUGAACCUUUCAAAUAAUCAGAUUUUUGGCCAAUUGCCCAACCCUUUCAAAAUGCAACCUGGGGCCUUCUCCAUUGAUUUGAGUUUGAAUAAUUUCAGUGGUCCCAUACCCUGCAUAUUGAAUGGAGCCUCUUUUCUCGAUCUCUCCAACAAUCAAUUUUCUGGGCCAAUCCCACCAAAUUUUACAUCCACAAUGCAGCAUUUAAAUUAUUUUUCUGCUAGAGGUAACCAAAUCAGUGGCAUGAUUCCCUCAUUCAUAGAAGGAAUAAACUCCUUGACUGUCCUUGACCUUUCCCGAAACAAUAUAGGUGGAAUCAUUCCAUUGAGAUUGGGUAAUUGCAUAGCACUUGAGGCACUUGAUUUGAGCAAGAACAGGUUAUCGGGAGGAAAAUCCACAUCUUUGGGUCUGUUACGUCAACUCCAAACAAUGCACUUGAGCAACAAUAACCUAUCGGGAGAAAUCCCUUCAUCUUUGAAGAAAUGUACUAGUCUGGAGACUCUCGACCUUGGACACAACAAUUUCUCGGGUCAUAUUCCCACUUGGAUUGGAAAAAGCUUUCCAGCUUUAAGAAUUCUGAGUUUACGAUCAAAUAUGCUUACUGGCAACAUCCCGGCACAAAUAUCGAACCUGACUUCUCUUCAGAUCCUUGAUGUGGGACAAAAUUAUUUAUCUGGUUCAAUUCCCCAAAGUUUUGAAGAUCUCAUGGCCAUGAAGAAGACAAACCUCAAUCUUUCCUAUGGAGGGAUAGGAACAUCAUAUUACAAGGAAAACUUGUUUUUAUCAAUGAAGGGGCAAAUGCUUGAAUACACUAGAACAGUUUCACUUGUUACGUGCAUGGACCUUUCAAGAAAUAACUUAUCUGGAGAGAUCCCAAAAGGACUUACAAAUCUUUUGGGAUUGCGUGUCUUAAACUUUUCGGAAAACCAUUUAACCGGAGAGAUCCCAGACAAGAUUGGUAAAUUGGCAUUGCUAGAAUCUCUUGAUUUCUCAAAAAAUCAGCUUUCAGGUACAAUUCCUUUGAGCAUGUCAAAUUUAACUUUUCUUAGUUACCUGAACUUAUCAUUUAACAACUUGUGGGGGAGAAUUCCAACUGGAAAUCAGCUCCAGACACUUCCAUAUCCUUCAAUUUAUAUGGGCAACAACGGACUUUGUGGAUCUCCUCUUCCAAAUAAGUGUGUUGAUGAUGAGACACCUCAGGCUCCAAUGCCUGUUGGUGGUGACUUAGAAAAAGACGAAGAAGAGUAUGAAAUGCGUUGGUUUUACUCUGCAGUUGGACCAGGAUUUGCCAUUGGAUUUUGGGCCUUCUGUGGUGUUCUAAUACUCAAGAAGCCAUGGAGGAUUGCUUACUACCGCUUCUUCGAUGAUCUGGAAAAUAGACUGUGCUUCAAUUGUCAUUGUACAUGAUGCUAGGUUGAAAAAGUUUGAUUGAAAUUACCAGGUCAUGAAUGAUGAAUAAUUGUUUGUAACUUAGGUUGCCUCACAGUGGAUCUUUUUUUUUUUCCUUCCGCCGGUACUUCUUAUGAGAGUUGUAAUAAAAAGCUUUGUAAUGAAAAUUUGGGGAGGAAGCUAGUCAGUGUUGCCCCUCUAAUGUAUAUAAUUUUCGAGUAUCAAUAAAAUUACAGGUGGUGUGCUCCCACCUUUCUGUAAUAUAUAUAUG